CAAUCUCACUCCUCUUGUCUCGUUCCUUCCACCCUCUUUGACAGCCUAGAAGAAAACAUCACUCCCAUUCUUCCCCUCCUCUCGAACCAUGACUUUCUUCUGGGAAAACCAGCGCAUAGCUUCCUUUCCUCUCUUGUUCCUGUUUUAGUCUCGACAAAAGAAAAUAUCCUUUUUCUUACUCGUCUCUCGCAUCCCUCUUUUUUUCUUCUUCUUCUUGCCAAAGUAGAAGGGGCGACGGCAGGCCUAUCGACGAUGGCGACUAAAUUAAGGCCUAAAGAAGGAUUAAAACCCCCUCCUUUUAUGAUGAUCUCCAGGCUUGCUUCGCUUCCCAAAUCGAAGAAGGAUGAAGAACCCUCGUCUCCUUCUAGCCGUCGGUCUUUGCGUAUUGAGUUCCAGAAAAUUGCCUUGGGUGACCGGGCGACUACGACUCGACGGCCAUCGAUUUCAAGACUGGAGCUCUUUCUGGAAGGCUACGGUUUGGAAGUCUUCGAAGAGAAAUUGGUCCUCGGGUCCAGAUUAUGAGUUGCGGCAGCAGACUCUGGAUUUGAUACUGUGAUUUUGGAAUUGGUGUGCUUAUAGGCGAGGAAAUGGAGUUGCAGCCUGCACACAACUAUAUGCUUCCCAACAACUAACUAAGCUUCUUGCUUUCCCCUGUAAGUCCCCUGCCUCUCACAAGCUUUUGUUUUUUUGCUGGCAA
Messenger RNA from Linum tenue, 697 nucleotides. NCBI's taxonomy places the organism in Eukaryota, Viridiplantae, Streptophyta, Magnoliopsida, Malpighiales, Linaceae. The record is from the annotation of a GenBank genome assembly.